GCGGCGAGUGACGCACUGCCCGGCGCCUGCGGGAGGCGGUGCCGUCGUCCCCGGGCCCAGCGGGGCGAUGGCGGGAGAGCAGGGCGCCUUCUGCCUCAGGGAGGUCCUCGUCACCUUUCAUACGUGUGUCACGGAGCAGCGGGAGGUGCUCCUCGGCCCCUACCUGCGCGGCUGGAGGGGGCUCAUCCGGUUCCUGAACAGCCUGGGCGCCAUCUUCUCCUUUGUUUCCAAGGACGCGCUGGCCAAAAUACAGAUAAUGGAGAACUACUGCAGCGGCGAGCAGCAGGAGAAGUACCUGACACUCCAGUCCAUGGUGCAGUACGAGGUGGCCAACGGGCUAGUAGAUACCCAGAAGCGGUCAGAGCACCCUGACUCUGGUUGCCGGACCGUGCUACGCCUCCACAGAGCCCUGCACUGGCUGCAGAUGUUCCUGGAGGGGCUGAGAACUGGCCAGGAAGACUCCAAGACAUCUGUGAUAUGCACAGACUCUUACAAUGCUUCUCUGGCUAACUACCACCCCUGGAUUAUUCGCAAGGCUGCUACUGUGGCCUUCCGUGCUUUACCUUCUCGAAAUGCAUUCCUUGAAAUCAUGAAUGUGGGCACCCCUGAGGAGGCUGUUGUUAUGCUGGGUGAUGCCUUACCCCAUAUCUGCAAUGUCUAUGGGAUCACUGAGGAGCUCUAUGCCCAGCAUAAGCUGCUUGACCUCCCUUGAUGGAAUGGACAUUAAAAAGCAACUCCACAUCCUGACAGAAAUGAACUGUGACAGAAGUGAAAACUGUUUUCAUACAUACCUUAACUGAUUCCCUGACCCUGUGGCACUCUUCCUUUCCUUUUCCAAUGUAGAGGUAACAAACUGGCACACCUAUUCAAGAUGCCUCACUUCAUAAGAAAAAAAAAUAUACACACACUCACACACACGCAUCUUUGCCUGAGCUCUGCAGGAAGACAGAAAUCUAAUAGUUUGCUUAAAGGGGUUUCUUUUCUCCCUUCUCCUGGAUUCACCUUCAAAACUGUAGCUAGGUUUUUUAGAAGUUGGUUGGUUUCUUUUUUUAAGCCAAACUGAGCUACUCUAGCAACUUCUGUGCAUUUACAUCAAUAGUUAGGAUCUCACGUGACUAAAAUUCACGCAUUAAAAUUCAGGGUAUAACUUCCUGAUGUGGUAUUCUGAACAUGUUUACACUACAUGUGAGCUCACUUUGCCACUUUGUUUACAAGCUGUCCCCCUGAAUAGAUCUGACCUUUUGCUCUCUGUUAUGCUUUAACCUUGAAAACGUAAUCCAGAGUAGUGUGUCUCUGAAAGGAAGCCCUUUUCCUGGUGGUCACAGACUCACCUGAUGAUUGCUGCUAAUUCUGUACCACCUAGUUUUAAAGAUGGAAAUGGUGUUGCAUUUUGUUGCAGUGAGAUACUGUUCUUCCUUUGCACAUGGCUCCAUUAAGCAGGAACAUUCUUUCUGUGUAGCUUCCCCUGCUCAUUAUUUUUCCUAUGUUUUAUGCUUCAUGGGAAUCAGAACAAUUUUUAGUAUGUACUACACAAUACUAUAUACCCAGAUAACGCUCCAAACUGUACUUCAUCUGUUUUCAAGCUGUGCUUCUAAAUUGUGUGUGUGUGUUUUUUGUUUUGUUUUUUUUUUUUAAUGAAUGUCAUGUGCUUACAGAAAUGACAUCUCUGCCUGGGGAGAAAUCCAAACUUGUUCUUUGAGUCACCACUUUGUGAAUCUUAUGGCUUCUAUUUCAAAUCAGUGCAAGUGACUUCUGUGCAUGAAACAUUGUAUAUUUAUUUAUAUAUAUAUGUGUACAUACAUAAAAAUGUGUGAAAUAAGUAAAAUGAAGCUUACUUAGCUUUUUAAAAGCUGAAAAAAUGCUAUAUUGGUAUUUUAGGAAGACAUGAAUACUUGAGCACUUGGGAGAGGAGGGAGAAACCCACAAAUUCUGUCACAUAUUUUGGCUGUAUCUCUCAAACAGGAGGCACUUUGGCUAGUUUAACACUGCAUGAUUCAGGAAAUCACUGUUACCUCAUGGAAGUAGUCUGACUGGUCAUUAAACUGCAUGAAUAACUUUCCUCUGAA
Molecule: messenger RNA, 2066 nt
Organism: Dromaius novaehollandiae (emu)
Lineage: Eukaryota; Metazoa; Chordata; Aves; Casuariiformes; Dromaiidae
Gene: CPTP
Product: ceramide-1-phosphate transfer protein
Exons: 2
Coding region: 68-712 (214 amino acids)
Biological process (GO): intermembrane lipid transfer
Cellular component (GO): cytoplasm
Molecular function (GO): lipid transfer activity
Source: RefSeq, a predicted model, not a curated record